ACACUCAACACUUCGCUCGACAGAAUUCCAAGAUGAGCCUGACCCUGAAGCAGAAGGCGCGAGAGACGCGCAUCCUGGCGGCGGAGGCGAGGGCGCACGAGGCCAACGCAUCCGCCUACAGGCGAAAGUGGGAGGAGAGUCAGGAGGAGCUGCGACAGAAGAGGCGACCGUCGAAGGGCGCGGGGGCGGUCGAGGCCGCGCUGCUUGAAUCCACUGCGAAGCUGUCAUACUAGAAGUUUCUUUUUUUAAUCCCAGUG
Molecule: messenger RNA, 257 nt
Organism: Darwinula stevensoni
Lineage: Eukaryota; Metazoa; Arthropoda; Ostracoda; Podocopida; Darwinulidae
Source: the annotation of a GenBank genome assembly